AUGGAUCAACAACCUUCUAGCACUAAUGAUCUGGAUACUGUACAUUUCUCAGAGCCGAAUUCGGAUAGCUUGGUCGAGGAACAGGCUGUCAAAGUUGAUGUAUUAUCAGGGGCAAACCCUCCACCAAAAAGUAGUGAUACAUCUAUCGUGAUUGAUCCUAUUGAUAGUUUGGCGGUUAAUGGGUCUGUGGGUGGUUCUAGACCCACUUCUGGUGGUAAUGGAGCUGUUUCCGCUAUUAGCUCGUUUUGGAACCAAUGGACUCAAGCUGCUACUGCUACUGCUACUGCUACUGCUACUGCUACUACUCCUCCAGUAAUGAUCCAAGACAAACAAUAUACCGAACUCAAGGACUUUGAAAGCAAGAUCACGGGGAUCAUCAAUCUUACGUAUCGAUUUGAUUUCGAGCCUAUCCCCAAACAUCCUGAUGGUCCUACUCCCAUGGGGUUCAUCCCCAACAUGAUCUUGACCAAAGGGAUGUAUCACAAUUUUACUCGUAAUGUAGCCAACUUAAUAAGCUCUGAGGCUUUUACCAAUGAUGUUGGAUGGGGUUGUAUGAUCAGGACUUCUCAGAGUCUACUUGCUAAUUCUUUAAUGCUGUUUGGUGGAAGAUCAGUUGAUGAAGCCACGGUUCUCGGGUAUUUCCGUGAUAAGUCUACUGCUCCAUUUUCGCUUCAUAAUUUCAUUCAGGUAGCUGGUGAAUCGCCCCUUCAGGUUAAACCGGGCGAAUGGUUUGGUCCGAACGCUGCCUCUCUUUCCAUUAAACGAUUGACUAACGGCUUACAACAGUGGGGGCCACUCCCUAAGAUCGAAGUUAUGAUAGAGGCAAGUGAUAUGUACGACGAAAGAGUUAAAGCAGUGUUCGCUAAACGAGACAUUUCUGGAUUAUUAGUGCUAUUUCCUGUCCGUUUGGGAAUAGAUAAAAUACAUUCGGUUUACCAUUCAAGUUUGCUUCAUCUUCUUUCAAUUCCUCAGUCUGCAGGCAUUGCUGGGGGGAAACCGAGCUCUAGCUUUUAUUUUGUGGGGUUCCAAGGCACAGAAUUGAUUUAUUUGGACCCCCAUUACCCACAAACAUGUACUGAAGAAGAUAUAAAGGUGUUGAACGAAUCUUACCAUCCCAAAAAUUAUCAUCGUUUGGACAUCACCGGCUUGGACCCUUCAAUGAUGAUUGGUGUCAACUUGCGUGAUUGGGAUGAUUAUGUUGCCUUCAAAAAAAGCUGUGCGGCGAAUUCUAACAAAAUCAUAUACUUCCAAGAGCAUCCACCUUCUUCUCAAUCGAUGUCUUCCGUUCCUACUGCUACUCUCAGACCGAGGAAGAAUUCAGAAUUUGUUCUGAUAACGUCUAAGGAUUACGAAGAAGAUUUUGUAACAAUAGACAAUGAUCAGAGUGAAUUUGUUGAAAUUAAUAAUGUGGCGGCGGUUCACGAAAGAGAUGCUGAAGUAUUAGUUUCAGUUCCUGCUGAAGAAAUUGUUAUCGUUGAUAAAAGUUAA
This is a messenger RNA of Lizanozyma spartinae, 1488 nucleotides long. RefSeq names its product cysteine protease (gene ATG4). Gene Ontology annotation, molecular function: protein-phosphatidylethanolamide deconjugating activity. The coding region runs from base 1 to 1488 and encodes 495 amino acids. The record is from RefSeq and is a predicted model, not a curated record. The transcript has a single exon. NCBI's taxonomy places the organism in Eukaryota, Fungi, Ascomycota, Pichiomycetes, Serinales, Debaryomycetaceae.